AUGCGUUGGUGUCCAGGUGUGUGGCUUGUCGCGUGCAUUCUGUUCGUAGAGGGUAUUGACGUAAGAAUAUACCGAAGAUAUCAUGGAUCCACCGUUAAGGUGGAAUGUUUUGACUAUCCAGAGCCAAAGGAUCUCAAAUACUUCAGAAGUUUACACAGUGAUUUUCGCACGAGGAGACCCAGGUACACCCCUCCGAAAUACCGGUCGACACCACCCACGCGACUCGGCAGACGCUCCGAUAUUUUGUCCAAGAAAGAUGAUAUAGUAAAGGAGCACGCCAAGCUAGUCCAAGACAUAAACAGCCUUCGCCAAGUACUAUACGUGCCACCAUUGGCUGACGAGAGCAAGGAUUACGAGGAUUCCAUCUUCCACGAGAUUUUAGAGACAUCAACAACGCCGAGGCCAGUUCGAACUAAAGGUAUACCGAUUCUGCUAGUGGGGGGCGCUUCGCAAUCCAUAACAACCCAGGUACCGAGGAAAAAGACGAUCAGCCUAGUCGGCACGUCAGUGUCGCCAGUGAAACAUCCGUAUCCGUUUGAAUCGCCAACCCGGUCGCCUGUAAGGAUUUGCAUGGCAACACCGUGGUCCAAAAAAGACACGGCUCCGCGGAGGCCAAGUCUGUGGGAGCGAAUUAUAAACACCAUUUAUCCAAGAUAG
Messenger RNA from Leptosia nina, 657 nucleotides. NCBI's taxonomy places the organism in Eukaryota, Metazoa, Arthropoda, Insecta, Lepidoptera, Pieridae. The record is from the annotation of a GenBank genome assembly.